Molecule: messenger RNA, 2440 nt
Organism: Cataglyphis hispanica
Lineage: Eukaryota; Metazoa; Arthropoda; Insecta; Hymenoptera; Formicidae
Exons: 2
Coding region: 239-538 (99 amino acids)
Source: RefSeq, a predicted model, not a curated record
GGUAUUUCGUCGCGUGACGCCGUGGCGUGUACGCAUCGAUCCACGACGACGAGGACGGUGGUAGCGGGGCACGCGGGGUAGGCGCAACCACGUCCGAAAAUCAAUCCCGUGUUCACGCGUGUACAUCUACGUACGUAUUCGCGCGGACGAGGACGAGACGAGGAAAGUAAUCGGCGCGGCUGCUCUCCUUCUCGGGGAGGCGAGAAAGGCGGUGACGUUGACGUCGGAACCGACCGCGAUGCUGAAGAAAUUCCUCGGCAAAUCAGGCCGUAGGAUCCUGCGGGCGAUCAAAAAGCUGUCCACCAGGAGUCGUAAGGCCAAAAAAUCGCGCAAUCCUAGUUCCUGGCACACGGCCAUUCCAGACCUCGAGACGACCUCGCUCUCGUGGUCCCUGCCAUCCUUAGACGCCAAGAGUAUCGACACUUAUAUGACGUACGUCGCCGAGAAUCAGGAGGACUGCACGUCGAGUUGUUGCUGCUGCGAUGAGUACGAGGAGAACCAGAAGAACGAGAACAGAGAGAACGAGAUGAUAAUCUAACAUCCGUGUCUAUAAGCGACACGUAUCGCUCGCUCGUUUGUCUCAUUAUCAAAUUCUUCGGCAAUCGCGUGCCGUCCAAAAGGGUGGCAAAGAAUCGCGGACAUUCGAUUCUUAACGAUAUUUAACCCUUAACCGGUGAGUAUGUCGAGUAUGUCUUUUUUUUUUUUUGACAAUAUUUUUGUUAAUGCAAUAGCGAAACCAAAGAAUAUGCUCGUGGAGAACAUAUAAUCGAUUAAGGGUUAAUCACGAUCCAUCCGUAAUCCGUUCCACGACCAGGGAGCGUUUUACGCUCUCUUUUAUUUUUUGAAAUGUAUCAUAUCGUCGAGAUGACAGAAGAUGAUGGAAGAUAGAGAGAGAGAGAGAGAAGUUCUAGAUCUUGGAUUAUUAUAAUUAUCGUAUCAGACGAUUUUUCAGCGUAUUGUCGUGAGAUAAGAAUGCAAAGAAGAGGUGAUGCUCUUAUUUCCAAUUCGUCUUCCAAGUCUAGAUUUAUCGAUUUAUUUUAUAGUUUGCGUUUCGACGUUUGCAAUCAUAUCGAUCUCAUUUAGCCACGUGACUUCACCGAUGAUAGAUGCAUUAUUUAUUUAUUGCCAUACUCAUUACAAUUACAAUAGUUCAAGUAUGAUUGCGCAAAUGCGGUUAUACGUUAAUAAUUAAAUUAGUUGUUGGUUUAAUUUAUUCAGUUCAAUGAUAAUUUUUUUCAUCACAUUUUUCCAUGUAAGGAAAGCGCGACGUUUCUUCUCUUCGCGCGUCAUCGACUCUUUUAAUAUAGAGAAUAGCAAUAUGUGACGUAGUACAAAAAAAUAUAUAUCGCCUAGCGUGUCAUCAAUCACGGAAGAAUGACGUUCGAAAUAUAAAAGAACUUUUCCACUUAUCAUGUGAUUUUAUCACAUCGAGUCUAACUCGCAAAUUUCGCAAGAUAUACUUUUUUGAUAUUAUACAUCGUUUCAGGAAAUCAAUAAUUUACUUUUGCGCGAGACGCUCGAAAAUUACACCAAAGCCGUACGUGACAGAGCCUCCCGCUAUGUCCAAAUAAUUCAUUUAUCGUAAGAAAAGAGAUUUCGCAGAAAAUUAAUUUUUAAUCAUUAGAAUAAUAAUUAUAAAUUAAAAUUAUAAUAAAGAAGAUUAAAUUAUUUACUUUUUUACUUAAAUUAUACGUGCACUCGCAUCUUCCCGAGGCAGCCGGAUAUCGAUGGAAAACUUGAUCAUCAAUCUCACUCUAAUUUCCUCCGCUAGUUAUCAGUGAGAGGGAAUCCGACUUUAAUAACUCGAUGUCGUCGUCACGCUGAUCGUCCUAGGUGUUCAAUAUUUCACGCGUUCAUGGUGCGUCCGUUAGAUUAUAGUUAGUCAAUACAACUGUCCUCGAUACAGGUAAACUCAUUAUAUUUUUAUCCCGAGGAACGGACAUUGUAUAUUUCGCGAGAGGCAAACAGCAUUAAAAAAAAAUGUACUUAAAUGAACGGAUUUUCUCUUUUCUAUGAUUUCGUUUCAAUUCUAUUCGACAAACUUGAGUUACCGGGUAUCGAGGAUGUUUACGCAAUAAAUCGCACCGGCCUGAUCACCCGAACCGGAUGUUUUCUAUUUCCGAUCUAUUUCCCGCACCUUUGCUCAAAAUGCAAAGUCAAUCCUUAUUGAAGCGUAGUUAUAAUUUUUAUUCUUCCUAUGGAUCGAUUUGUAAGAGGAGAAGAGAAGAGCUUUAAUGACUUAUAUCUAUGUAUAGAUGCAGAAUUUAUAUAUGUAUAUAUGAAAUAAAAGAAACAAGAUAUAUAUGUAUAUAUGGAUGUGUACGUAGGUGUAUGUACGCGAUGUGUGUUGAUAUAUACUUUACCGUAAGAGCGUUUCCGAUAAGGCUGUGACUUUGUAAUGGAUAUGUGAGUGUCAUGAAUAAAAUGGUUUUAUUGACGA